Lineus longissimus is the source of this 3129-nucleotide messenger RNA. RefSeq names its product ubiquitin carboxyl-terminal hydrolase 38-like. Gene Ontology annotation, molecular function: cysteine-type deubiquitinase activity. Gene Ontology annotation, biological process: protein deubiquitination. The record is from RefSeq and is a predicted model, not a curated record. NCBI's taxonomy places the organism in Eukaryota, Metazoa, Nemertea, Pilidiophora, Heteronemertea, Lineidae. The transcript is spliced from 7 exons. The coding region runs from base 42 to 2858 and encodes 938 amino acids. Gene Ontology annotation, cellular component: nucleus; cytosol.
GAAAAAAACAAGAAAUAGUGUGUGUCUGGCAAGAGUGAACCAUGGAUAGGAUCCUUUCUGGCAUCCUGGCCUCGGACAAGGCAGAGCCUGUCAAGAAGGCCUUGUUCCAGAAAAUAUCAAAUGCUGCAUCAAUGCCGCAAACGGUAGAAGUAGUCGUCAAAGUUCUUGAAAUCAGUGCCAGUAUGACAUUGGAUGGUAACUCAACCCUGGAAACAGAAAAUGGCAUCAACAUAUUCAAACUCUGGGCAAAAUAUAACCUUAACACAUUUGAAAUGUUUUUCACAGCAUCUUAUGUCCAUCAUUUGUUGAAUGAAGAAAUGGUGAACAAGUGUGCUGCCGUUAAGUUACUAAGAGAAAGUAUGACUCUCAUGCAGAACAAUGAAAAAAUAGAGCAACUCCAGUGUAUAAUCGCAGCUAAGUCGAUCAACUUCCUACGUUCUUACCCAGAUUUAGCAACGUUGUAUGAAUUUACCAAGUUUCUCGUCACAUUUCCAAACUGUGUUCCAAGGGGAGACCUCCGAGCUACAUUUUGUUCUGCUUAUAUCAAAGCUCUUCAUAAACUCGCAAUGCCACUAAAGUUUGAUGAAAUACCUGCAUACAUGACCAAUGUUGAGAGUCUGGCAAAGUUUCUAAAGUCUGUGUGGGAAUCGUCUACCCAGGAUGCUCUCUUCACGUCUCUUCAGACGAUCCUCGGAUUGAUAGCUACACCAGGUGACGAGAACCAAGAUGGAGAAGUCCCAAUGUCGCUUGUCGCGGUCGUCCAACUGCUACCAACGUCAAUGAUCAGUGAUGCAACUAAAGCAGUCUUGAAUGAUCGGUCACUGACAGAUGAGAACAUGAAGAUAGCUAUGAUGUGUAUGAUGCAGUGGAUGAGCUGGGUUACUGCCUCGCACAUCAACCAGUGGGUCUUGGCAUUUCUGAAAGGACUGGCUACUCUACAGCGGUAUUCAGUACUCGUGGAGAUCACAUUGUCUACAGUAGAACUGGUUUAUGAGAAGUUGUCGUUUCCCGUCGUACGAGAUGGCGCUAUGUCAGUCCUCUCCUACAUGUUGAUGAGCUAUCAGCACUGUCCUGAAGCUUUCCACAAGAUUGCUAGCCUGAUUCCGAACACGAUUCAAAAUCUACAACAGGAGAACACGCCAUCCAGUCGGAAAUGUAUGGAAAAUCUGGCUGAACUUGCUCACUGUCAGAUGUACCUUCACUCGGGCUUCCCUGACCUCUAUGACCCAAUCUUGGAGGAUAUAAAGGAAUAUGAUGCCCCAGCCCCAGAGGUCAUCCAAAGACACCUUGCUGAGAGUAAAUGGACAGCUCAGUGCAUUGAUGUGAUCACUAGUCCCUCCUCGGCUAGUGUGGUGAAGAAGUCUGAGACUGGAAAGAUUGGUUUGGUGAACCUGGGAAAUACAUGCUACAUGAACAGCGUUCUUCAAGCCUUGUACAUGUGUGAUGAUUUCAGAAGAGCAGUGCUGUCCAGUCCCAUCCAUCCGCAGAACAGAGUCUUACUCAAGUUACAGCAUUCCUUUGCUCAUCUUAAACUCUCUCAGAGGGCUGCCUACUCUCCUACAGCAUUCCUGAAUGCUUCUAGACCUCCGUGGUUCACUCAAGGCCACCAACAGGACUGCUCGGAAUAUCUGCGACAUCUGCUUGUGCUUCUUCAUGAACAGGAACAAGCCGCCAGAAAGGAGACCAGUCAUAAAGAGGAGAAAAUGGAGACAGAACAAUCAGAAACAAACAAGACUCUGAUUGAUAAAAUCUUCACGGGAAAGUUAGAGACAACGCAUUGCUGUCUGAAAUGUGGCAAACAUUCAUCCCGGACUGAAAGUUUCAUUGAUUUGUCGUUGCCCUUCCCUGAUACCAAGUGUGAUGAAGGUCUAACCAACGGUGCCGCAAAGGGAGAGAAAUUAGCUGGUGGCGACUCCUCUAGUUCUGUGCAUGAAGCAGCGGUGACAUCGUCCAGUCCUGCAAAUACUGACGUGAAGGAUUUGAAAGACAAAGGAGUGUGUCUAUCCAAAAUGGUUGAUUUCUUUCUGGCGCCGGAGACGUUGCAUGGGGAUAACUGUUAUCACUGUGAUCACUGUGAGAGUCUGCAAGAUGCUGAGAGGACUAUUCAAAUCACAGCAGCUCCUCAUUACCUCGUUUUGAGCUUGCUUCGAUUUUCUUAUGACGUAAAAAGUCAGUCGCGAUCAAAACUCCUAAAAGACGUCAAGUAUCCCAAGGUGCUGUACUUACCUGUGAUGACAGAGUACCCACAAUGCAAUGGCCAGUCCGCUACAAAAGCACCAAAAACUGUUGUUAAUCAUGAAAUGUACUGUUUAAAUGCUGUGAUAAUCCAUGCAGGACUUUCCUCUGAUUGUGGACAUUACUACAGCUAUGCGCGUCACCAGUAUCAGGGAGAGAUGAACAGUUCUGAAAUGGAUAUUGGUGAAACAAACAACGACGAACUGAAUGCCUCAUCUACUGAAAAAUGGUUCCUUUUCAAUGACAAUCGUGUUUCUUUCUCCAGCUAUGAGUCUUUCAGCAGUGUGACCAAGCGAUUCUCCCGGGACACUGCCUAUGUUCUGUUCUAUAAGAAAAUGACUAAGCCAGGCGAUCAUGCAGAGAAUGGCCAGCUGAAUGAGUGGACAGAGGCACCUAUCAGGAGGGAUUUGAAGGAAGCGGUGGAGCGGGACAAUAGAGCCUUCUUUGAGGAACAAGAACGAACCGCUAGGUUGAAGUCUCGUCAGAAGCGCUCAUCCAAUUUUGGUGCCUCACCUCCUUUCUUUCGUUACCCGGAUGACGAUAAGGGUGGACCGCCAGGAAGUUGUGGAGGAGGAGGAGGAUUUGGAGGUCUCAACAAUGAUGGGCCGCGAUUUGUCUUCUAGAAUCUUGACCUCAACGACUUGUGCAAGGUUUGCAUAUCUGACAGUGGGGCAAAAGAAUUGGCUGGAGUAUCGUGUGAAGCCAGGAAAUAGGAUAAUGGACAUUCGUUAUGCAUGGACAAUUGCUUGCAUCUGAGGAGAUAGUAUUUAUUGUAGUUCAAAUAGAUUAACAGUUUCAUCUGUGAUUUCAAGAUUUUGUAAAUUUUUUGUUUGCAACGAAUCGAGUCAUUUCCUUGUCUUGGUUUACCCCAAGGAUGUCCAUGUGCUUUGUAAC